CUUUCAAAAUGGCGUCGCGUUCUUCAAGAAGAGUCGUCACUGACGAAAUUGAAGAUCAGGACCUUAGCAAGGUCGAGUUUGAAACUUCUGAAGAUGUCAAAGUUAUCCCUACCUUUGAUGCUAUGAAUCUAAGAGACGAUUUAAUUCGUGGGAUUUAUGCAUACGGUUUUGAAAAGCCUUCUGCCAUUCAACAGCGAGCUAUAAGACCUAUAACAAAGGGACGCGAUGUCAUUGCACAAGCACAGUCUGGAACAGGAAAAACAGCCACCUUUUCAAUAUCAACGCUGCAAUCAAUCGAUACACAGCUUAGAGAGACUCAAUGCCUUAUCCUCUCACCAACUCGUGAACUUGCUGUACAGAUUCAGAAGGUUAUUUUGGCUCUUGGUGACUAUAUGAGUGUACAAUGCCAUGCAUGCAUUGGUGGGACAAACAUUGGCGAAGACAUUAGAAAACUUGACUAUGGACAGCAUGUAGUUUCAGGAACACCAGGCAGAGUUUUUGAUAUGAUCAGACGAAGACAUCUCAGAACAAGAUCAAUUAAAAUGUUGAUUCUUGACGAAUCAGAUGAAAUGCUGAAUAAGGGAUUCAAAGAACAGAUUUAUGAUGUAUAUAGAUACCUGCCUCCAGCAACUCAGGUUGUCUUGGUCAGUGCCACUCUCCCUCACGAAAUACUGGAAAUGACAUCAAAAUUCAUGACAGACCCAAUCAGGAUCCUUGUAAAACGUGAUGAAUUGACACUAGAAGGAAUCAAGCAGUUCUUUGUAGCUGUAGAAAAAGAAGAAUGGAAGUUUGACACACUUUGCGAUUUGUACGACACACUUACCAUCACACAGGCUGUUAUCUUCUGCAACACAAAGAGAAAGGUGGAUUGGCUAACGGAAAAGAUGAGAGAAGCAAACUUCACAGUUGCAUCAAUGCAUGGUGACAUGCCUCAGAAAGAAAGAGAAGCAAUUAUGAAAGACUUCAGAGCYGGACAAAGUCGUGUGUUGAUAUCCACUGAUGUGUGGGCCAGAGGUCUGGAUGUCCAGCAAGUUUCUCUUGUCAUUAACUAUGACUUGCCAAACAAUCGUGAAUUGUACAUUCAUCGUAUUGGUCGAUCUGGACGUUUUGGACGCAAAGGUGUGGCUAUUAAUUUUGUCAAGUCAGAUGACAUCAGAAUCUUACGAGAUAUUGAGCAGUAUUAUAGUACACAAAUUGAUGAAAUGCCAAUGAAUGUGGCCGACUUGAUUUAAAGAGCAAAGUCUACAUACUUUCAACUGUGUAUAAAACCUUCUGUUAUGUAUUUUUGUGAAUUAUAAAGGCAUCUUUCAGAACACAAAUCCUUCGCUUUUAGUGCUUGCUACAUGUAUUCUUACCAUUGUUUUUAUGAAUUGUUUUAUUACAGAAAUUCCUUAGUCUUGUAGUGUAGGAAUAUAUAUUGUUUCUUGAGAUAUUUCAUGUCAUCAUGUAAAGAUAACCAACAUAUAUUAUUUAGUCACAAGUCAAGCAAGAUUAGAAUAGUACAUGUACUUUUGUUAAUUUUCAUUUUGUUGAAAAAGGAUUAAAACAGAUCUGUCAGCACA
This is a messenger RNA of Exaiptasia diaphana, 1562 nucleotides long. RefSeq names its product eukaryotic initiation factor 4A-III. NCBI's taxonomy places the organism in Eukaryota, Metazoa, Cnidaria, Anthozoa, Actiniaria, Aiptasiidae. The transcript has 12 exons. Gene Ontology annotation, cellular component: nucleolus; catalytic step 2 spliceosome. Bases 9 to 1232 code for a protein of 407 amino acids. Gene Ontology annotation, molecular function: ATP binding; mRNA binding; RNA helicase activity. The record is from RefSeq and is a predicted model, not a curated record.